This is a messenger RNA of Beauveria bassiana ARSEF 2860, 666 nucleotides long. RefSeq names its product transposase-like protein. Lineage: Eukaryota; Fungi; Ascomycota; Sordariomycetes; Hypocreales; Cordycipitaceae. The transcript has a single exon. The record is from RefSeq and is a predicted model, not a curated record. Bases 1 to 666 code for a protein of 221 amino acids.
AUGCGAACUGCGCACGGUAUUACCAUCGAGGAGGAAGAACGACCAGCCAAGAAGGCGCUGCAGCAGUCCCUGGAAGUGGCAUUUAUGCACGCAGAGCAGAAGAGCCGGGAGAUUGCGACUCGCAGCGAAGAAUCGAUACUAAGGAAUACGAUCCAGCUGGAUGCAUUCUACGAGGCACAGAUCCAACUGAUUACGCGGCGCCGCCUGCCACUGAAUUGUGUCUCUGGGCCAGAGUACCAAGCACUACUCUGCGCUGUCAAUCCGAAAGCCGAAGAAGUCCUUGUCCAAUCUGGCACCACUGUAUUUGCUCAUAUAGAGAGGUCAUAUCUCCUGCACCGCGAGGCCAUCAAGUCUCAGUUGCAGGCAGCCAAGUCGAAAAUCCACUUUAGCAUUGAUCUAUGGUCGUCGCCGCAUCGGAAGGCCUUUCUCGGAAUCUGUGGCCAAUGGGUCGAUGAACACUAUAACCUCCGCGAAGCACUUUUAGGCCUGCCGAACGUAAGGCACAGCCACUCGGGCGAGACGAUGUCUGGACACCUGCUGGACACAAUACGAUACUUUGGUAUUGCAGAUAACGUUGGCUACUUUACCAUAAGCAUUUUCUCUAUACCAGCGAUGUCGGCGGAGGCCGAGAGAGUGUUCAGUGGGGCAAGGCGUACUGUUUCCUAG